Fusarium redolens is the source of this 2037-nucleotide messenger RNA. RefSeq lists its product as uncharacterized. The coding region runs from base 1 to 2037 and encodes 678 amino acids. The transcript has 2 exons. NCBI's taxonomy places the organism in Eukaryota, Fungi, Ascomycota, Sordariomycetes, Hypocreales, Nectriaceae. The record is from RefSeq and is a predicted model, not a curated record.
AUGAGGCUCUGCACACAAUUGACUGCCUUGGUUGCGGUAUCGGGUGCCUCUGCCUUGACGUUAGUCCCUCGGAAAGAAGCGGUCAGUUGCGUGACAGAUGAAAAGACAGGAGCUCUCUUCGUCACAGCAGAGUGUGUCGAUUUCGACUAUGACUCUCCGAUUUUCGAUAGUGAGACGGACGAGACGAUCCCUACACCCCAUCGAAAGAUCUCGGGCCAUUUCAACGGCACCGAUGUCGACUUCAACAUCUAUCUUAUUCCCAAGUCCAAAUGGGACAGGCGGUUCUUCCAGCUCAUGUACCCUUCCCAGACAUCCAUCGCCGAUGAUACAGCCAUUAUCUUUGGGAGCGAGAGUGGUGGCUACACGAUUCAGGCUUCUGGAACCCAAGGCUACCGCGCUGACGCAGCGCUGGCCAAGGUUUCCCGCGAAAUCGCACAAGAGUACUAUCAUUCCUCUUCUGACCAGAUUCGCGGAUAUGUCUACGGUGGUAGUGGUGGCUCUCUCAAAGCCAUUGGCGCUGCCGAGAACACACUUGGAGUUUGGGAUGGAUGUGUCGCUCUCAUCCAGGCAACGCCAAUGUCCAUACCUUAUAACUGGGGCAUCCGAGCGUUCGGCGGGUUGAUCCUGGAGAAGCAUUCCACGGAGCUCAUCGACGCAGUUCAGCCGGGUGGUACUGGUGACCCCCAUGAAUUCCUUGACGAACUUGAGCGAGCGGUUUUGACCGAGACGCAACACCUCGGCAUCCCCACCAGAGGAUGGGAAGACUGGGGCUCUAUCGCCAGGAACCGUACGCAACUGUGGCAGACGCUCAAGGACAUCACGGUUCCCAUGCUCCAGGAUAUGGACCCCACUUAUGCCGACGACUUUUGGAACAAGGGUGGGUACGCAGGGAGUGACCAGUCUGGACUGGGAGAGAGAUUUCGUGCUGCCCUCGUCCAGUUUGACAGUGUCAUUGAGAGUGCAACUGCGGGCGAAGACGGUUUGACAUCCGAGUUUGUAUUGGAGACUGUGCCCAGUAACGCUACCGAAGUUGUAGGCUUUGGCUUUUCUGUCACAGUCAAUGGCUCCGGUAAUCAUUUUUCUGGCAUAUUGGAUGUUGAGACAAGAACCGUGCACAUCUUGGCCGGCGCUUCCAAUACUACGCUUGGCGCCCUCGUACCGGGUGCCAACAUCCAGGUCGAUAAUCGCUGGUACCUCGCAGCCCAUACAUACUACCGUCACCAACUACCUCCGAUAGACAGCGGGUUCUAUGGUUAUGACUAUCUUCGCGAUGAGAAUGGUGAGCCACUCUACCCUCAACGCGAUGUCGUGAUGGGACCAGUCGUCUCGAAACCAGCCUCAGGAGGUGUUACACACACGGGUAACAUCACCAUGAAGUUGAUUGUCAUGAACAACCUUGUCGACUUUGACGCCUUGCCCUGGCAUGCAGAUUGGUACAAGAACCAGGUCCGUAGAGCAAAAGGCAGCCUCCAAGACCACUAUCGUCUGUACUACAGCGACAAUGCAGACCACGUCAUGGGGAAGAUCAAAGCUCCCUACACGAGUCGGACCGUCGACUUCACCGGUCUAUACCAGCAGCACCUGCGCGAUCUGAUGGCGUGGGUUGAGAACAACGUCAAUCCGCCGACACCUACAAACUACACUAUGGUUGAAGGACAGGUUGAGGUCCCCUCAUCUGCGUCGGCACGUAAGGGCAUCCAACCCAUGGUUGAGCUCCUUGUGGACGAUUCAAAGCGCACCCAGGUAGCUCCAGGAGAGAAUAAAGAGUUUCACGUCAAGGUACAAGUCCCGGAUGGCAUCGGUCAGAUCGUUGCGCUUGAAUGGGAUCCUCUUGGCACCGGUGAGUAUACCAAAAAAGACAUUGAGAUGGGGCCUGGGAUCGAUUUACGCUUCUCGUAUGCGUACAGGAAACCUGGAGUCUACUUCGCCGGCAUCCGAGCCGCUUCUCACCGGGAUGGGAAUACUGAAACAGAGAUUGGUCUGGCUUGGAAUUUGGAUCGUGUUAGAGUUGUUGUAGAAUCGUGUCCAGUAUGGUAA